AUGGGUUAUAUGAAAAAUUAGAACAACGUAAAAUGCAGAUCAAUAAGGAAAUUCGAAAUAUAGACAGUAAAUUAAAUAGGCUUAAUGCACAGAACUUUAAUAUGGACUAUAUAGAUCCAGAACCAAAUUUCGAUCGGUCUAAAGUGCGUGGCAUGGUUGGACAAUUAUUUAAAGUAAAGGAUCCUCAGUAUAAUAUUGCAUUACAAGCUGUAAUUGGAGAGGAUCUCUUCAGCCAUGUUGUAGAUGAUGAUAUUACUGCUAAAAAAAUAUUACAAAAGGGUGAACUUACUAAAGGAGUAACCAUCCUUCCCAUGAACAAAAUUGAAGAAAGUAGCAUUGAUCCCAAAAUAAUAGAAAAUGGACAAAAACUUGUUGGUAAAGAAAAUAUGAAAACAGCAAUUGAUUUAAUAGAGUACGAUAAAUACUAUGAUCCUGUAAUGAAGUUUGCUUUUGGACACUCUGUAAUAUGCAAGAAUCUAGAUAUUGCUAAAGAGAUAACUUGCAAUCCUAAAGUAAAUUGCAGAUCAGUAACGUUAGAUGGUGAUAUAUUGGAACCAGAAGGAAUUCAGACAGGUGGCGCUCGUGAAGAAGGUGAUGAUUGGCUACCUAUUUUUGCAGAUAUAAAACAUAACGAAGAAUUAUUAAAAAAUCUUAAUAUAGAGUUACAAAACGUUAAUAGAAAAUUAGAAUCAAUAAAAGUGGUAGCAGCUGCUUAUGAUAAAAUUAAAGACGAUGUGGAAGAAGCGCAACUUCAUUUAGCCUGCUGCUUGCAACGAUUAUCCGUGACUUCAUUUCAGGAACAUGAAGAAGAAAUAAAUUUGCUUAAGUAAAACAUUAUU
This is a messenger RNA of Teleopsis dalmanni, 839 nucleotides long. Its product is annotated as structural maintenance of chromosomes protein 2-like. Bases 33 to 830 code for a protein of 265 amino acids. Gene Ontology annotation, cellular component: chromosome. Gene Ontology annotation, biological process: chromosome organization. Gene Ontology annotation, molecular function: protein binding; ATP binding. The record is from RefSeq and is a predicted model, not a curated record. The transcript is spliced from 5 exons. NCBI's taxonomy places the organism in Eukaryota, Metazoa, Arthropoda, Insecta, Diptera, Diopsidae.